CGGGACAGCGAGGCCAGCCGAGGCAGGCGCUCUGAGCCCUGCAGAAGCAGAGGACCGCGACGAGCAGUGCUUGGGACCCGCUGUCUCCGACCAGCCUAAGCCAUCCGAUCGCAGUCAACCCCAUGGCGCCGUUCCUGAGACUCUGCACUUGGCUGCUGGCGCUCGGCCCGGGGCUCCUGGCGACCGUGAGGGCGGAAUGCAGCCAGGACUGCGCGACGUGCAGCUACCGCCUGGCGCGCCCGACCGACAUCAACCCGCUGGCUUGCACCCUGGAAUGUGAAGGGAAGCUGCCCUCUCUCAAAACCUGGGAAACCUGCAGGGAGCUCCUGCAGCUGUCCAAGCUGGAGCUUCCCCAGGAUGGCGCCACCGCCCUCAGAGAGAGCAGCAAGCCCGAGGAGAGCCACAUGCUGGCCAAAAAGUACGGGGGCUUCAUGAAAAGGUAUGGCGGCUUCAUGAAGAAGAUGGACGAGCUCUAUCCUCAGGAGCAGGAAGAAGAGGCCAAUGGAGGGGAAAUCCUGGCCAAGAGAUACGGGGGCUUCAUGAAGAAGGACGCGGAGGAGGAGGACGCCCUGGCCAACUCCUCAGACCUGCUCAAAGAGCUGCUGGGAACCGGGGAGAACCGAGAAAGCGGCCCCCACUCAGAGUUUGGUGAGGAUGAAGAAGUGAGCAAGAGAUACGGGGGCUUCAUGAGAGCCUUAAAGAGGAGCCCGCAACUGGAAGAAGAAGCCAAAGAGCUUCAGAAGCGGUACGGGGGCUUCAUGAGGAGAGUUGGUCGCCCGGAGUGGUGGAUGGACUACCAGAAGAGGUACGGGGGCUUCCUCAAGCGCUUUGCCGACUCUCUGCCCUCUGACGAAGAAGGGGAAAGCUACUCCAAAGAAGUUCCUGAGAUGGAGAAAAGAUAUGGAGGAUUUAUGAGAUUUUAACCCCUUGGCAGUCAGCGACGCCAGGCCCCAGCAAGCCUUCCUCUCCCCCUCCCCUCCACCCCCGCCCUGCCCCGGCUCAAUCGUGUCUUAUUAUCCAGCAUUGCUUGCAUUGUAGAGUUGCCUUUAUUGUCUGGAUAACUAACUAUACAACCUGAAGGCGCUCCCUUCAGGUUCUGUGUUCUCUUGACGGUGUUUAUGCUCAGUAUUGGUCUACUGCAGCUGUGUCGUUUUCAUGCUACAAUCGCUAUUGUUCCCUUGUCCUUUAUUUUUGACAAAACCCCAAUAAAUGCUUAACUGUAAAUAGAGACAAUAAACCCAUUACCCCAGC
Molecule: messenger RNA, 1251 nt
Organism: Enhydra lutris kenyoni (northern sea otter)
Lineage: Eukaryota; Metazoa; Chordata; Mammalia; Carnivora; Mustelidae
Product: proenkephalin
Exons: 4
Coding region: 123-923 (266 amino acids)
Biological process (GO): neuropeptide signaling pathway; chemical synaptic transmission; sensory perception
Cellular component (GO): neuronal cell body; dendrite; axon terminus
Molecular function (GO): opioid receptor binding
Source: RefSeq, a predicted model, not a curated record